GCCUCUACAUCCCCCUGGGGAAGAUUACGCUAGUUUUCACGCUAUCUUCGUUAUCAGUUUGUGGCAGCGCGUGUCGUUAUACAUAAAUUUUACUGGGAUGUUAAGAGGAAUGGCUGCCACGAUCAGAAAAAUAGUAAGCACUUCCAAAGCUCCCGGAGCCAUUGGACCUUACAACCAAGCUGUAAUUGCAGACAAAACAAUGUAUGUGUCUGGACAACUGGGAUUAGACCCUAAAACUAUGGAUUUUGUGUCAGAUGAUGUCACAGAGCAAACUAAGCAGGCACUGACCAACAUGGGCCAUAUUCUGGAGGCAGGAGGCUCCUCAUUUGACAAAGUUGUGAAGACCACUGUUCUUUUGGCAGACAUUCAAGACUUUGCCAAAGUGAAUGCGGUUUAUUCCACCUUUUUCACCGAAAAACAGCCAGCAAGGGCAGCCUAUCAAGUAGGAAAUCUCCCUAAGUAUGGAAAAGUUGAGAUUGAAGCAGUUGCCAUUGUCGGAGAGGUCACCGCAAGUAAGCUGUGAUGGCAUGGAGAUGUUGGGUGAUAUUCAGUUACAUGUAAAAAUUUUAGAUACGGGAGCUUUUGCAUGAUAAACCUCAGUA
This is a messenger RNA of Stylophora pistillata, 602 nucleotides long. Its product is annotated as 2-iminobutanoate/2-iminopropanoate deaminase. Gene Ontology annotation, cellular component: mitochondrion; cytosol. Gene Ontology annotation, molecular function: deaminase activity. The record is from RefSeq and is a predicted model, not a curated record. Lineage: Eukaryota; Metazoa; Cnidaria; Anthozoa; Scleractinia; Pocilloporidae.